Molecule: messenger RNA, 5398 nt
Organism: Carassius auratus (goldfish)
Lineage: Eukaryota; Metazoa; Chordata; Actinopteri; Cypriniformes; Cyprinidae
Product: spectrin alpha chain-like
Exons: 25
Coding region: 1112-5398 (1428 amino acids)
Molecular function (GO): protein binding
Source: RefSeq, a predicted model, not a curated record
UACAUCUAGGUUGGGUUGAGGGUGAAUAAAUUCUGUAAUUUAAAUUUUUGGGUGAACUAUCCAUUUAAUAUUAGUUUGAGGCGUUCUAGAAUAUUUGUCACAACUUUCUUCUUCAACAGACUUUCACGUCUGCUUUCUCACUCAAUCAUGUUGUUUUCUCUGCUAUUCAGACGUGACCAGUCAGCCCCACACGCUGUCAAGGGGUCAAAGGUCAGACACGAAGCCAACAUUUGUUCAAAACACAUGGCAUUCCUGAGCUUAAAUUAGCUUGUGCACUUUCAUUGGGACGAAACCUGUCGAAACAACUGCUACCAAGGCCCAGAACAAAGACGCAGGGAGAAAGUCCGGAGCGGUUCACUUGAAGAGCAGACAGAGACGCGAGCGCAACUCCAGAAAUCAGAAGCUGCCGAAAGCAUAAACACCUCCGAUGUUUUUGCAUUUAAUUGAAGCCAAGAAUCUUUUCUGGACAACAUCUGAAAACCGUCUUCAACUUUGGAAUGUUCCGCUUGAAGGCAAGAUUCCGAAACAUGCCGAUCUUCAACUUUUAAUAAAUAUUUACACUUGGUCUAAAAGGUAAGCGCUUCUGUUCUUGCGCUGCCUCACCCUGACCGAAAGGGUCACCCAGGGGCCUCCUUCCGUCUCCGCCGUCCAGCUCUUAUCCCCAGGCUCCUCUGUUCUCAGUCAGAGAGGAAGUUUUGACAGCCAGACUUUACAACCUCCUCUUCCCCCUGCCUGCGCUCUGCACAUGCUCUGACAGAGACUCCGGUCCGGUGACUUCAUCCCUCAUUCACGAAAGCUUCCCCUCCUUCUCCUUCCCUCUCUCUCCGGCAGCAUGCCAGCCGUUUUCCUCUUGCUGCGCUCUCUGGUUGUCAGUCUCUUCAGUAGCAGAUUAGCAGCUUCUGCCGCGCAGCUCCUUCGCAGAAGCCUGACGGCGGCUGCUGGGCACCUCGGCACCAUCCUGCGCCACAUUUGGGAGCGAAUCAGUUCCCAGGAGUCCAAGGAGGCCAUCCUGGGCUGCGUCUUGUGCAUUCUCAACAUGCACAAGAAGGUGGACAACUAAAUUCGAGAGGAACGAGUAUAGCUUGGACUUUUUAAUUUGUGAUUUAGAACCAUGUCGGAGAGCAUCGUGAGGAAAAUCCAGCCGUUCACCAUCGGGACCAAACUCUCGGCGCCAGCCGUGCCAAAGUGCUCAGAUUUUCCCGAUGGUUUUCUUCCGAAUCGGUCGUUCUCUGAUAACUGCAAACUGAGGCACCUGAAUGAACAGGUGUGUCUUUAUCUCGGCCGUGACAGGCACUGUGGACCUGCGGCGAAACAUCGACGCGAAGAGAAGUCCGACGACAACCAGAACCGAAACACAGUCUCGCCACCGAACACUGCGUCCAGAUCCAUCCGUAAGAUCACCAUCUCCAGCCGAAUGGAGGCUGCGAAAGACAGACUGACUCCAGGUUUGGAGCUGAAGAAAAUAAGAGCACACUCAGAGAAUAUUAAUAACAAUAACAACAUCACAUCCUCCAACACGCAGCUGCCUAAAAUAGUGGGGGUCAGCUGUGAGAAUAAACCCAGCUCACAGUUCAAGGUGUUGCUGUGUAAAGAUGGUGAAAAGCAGUGCAGUGGUGACAAAGAGAAAUUCACUUCUUCUCCACAGACCCAGAUACUCAAAACCCAAGCAGGAAAGGAUGUGGUGGAGCGUCUGUCCUGCGAGCACAAGGACGUGUGCUUGGUUUCUAAAGUCUCAUCGGUGCAAAAUGAGCUCAGUUUUACUCAUCAGAACGCCAUCUUCAAUAAGGAAAUCACUCAGGCAGAGACAUGGAUCCGAGUGAAGUUACGAGACCUGAGGGACGCCAGUAACGUCCACAGAUGUCCUCUGACCGACUGGGAGGAACUCUCUCAAACCCUCCAGAGAGAUUUGAAGGACUUCGAGAACACCUUCAUACAACUCAACCAGAUGGGAGAGCAAUUAAUGUGCAAGCUUAACCCGACGUCUGACCUGGUGAAGAAACAGCUGGCUCAGAUCCGCGACCAAUGGAACGCGCUCAAACAGACGGCAGCCAAUCAAAUCAAGGCGAUGGGCGGGGCAAAGACUCUCCAGGAGUUUAAUAAGAAGGUGGACCGUCUGGAGGCGUGGCUUAAAGAGAAGGAGCAAGAACAAUCACUGGCCAACAUCCUUGGGGAAAACACUGACAAGAUGCAGCUUACCAGGAAGAUACUGGAUUUGAAGCAGGAUGAGCAGCUAUAUCAUAAUCUUCACGAGGAGAUCAAUCAUAUGGCCCUCAGACUGGAAAAACAGGGGAAGACUGAAGGAAAGACCAUCUCAACCCGCAGGAAACACAUCAACAAAAUGUGGCUGAAGGCUCAGUCGCACUUGAAGGAAUAUCAGGAGAAUCUUCAGCUCGCCCUCGAAGUCUCGUCCUUCUACCAGCAGGCCGAUAACAUCGUCUGUUCCAUCAACAACAUGAAAAAAAGCCUCUCACCAAGCAACGGAGUGGAAAACGCCAGAGACGGGGAAAUUCGGGACAUUGCCAGUCAAAUCAUGAUGCUGGAUGUGAGUGUUUCCCAGCUCUCCAACCUGCAUCCAUCGCUGGCAGCCCGUGUCGCACAGAAGCAGAGCGAGGUGAAAGACUGCUGGGCCGUUCUCCAGAAGACUCUCAGGAACGACAAGGCAGCUCAGCUCCCCUCCGACCCCUCGUUAACCAGGGACAGCAGUGACCCUGUAACCCCGAGCCAAGAGCUGCCCGGCAGCGUGGGAACAGACCCACACAGGAUUAUGGGAAAGGAGGUUAAAGAGGAACAAAAUCGUCUGAAGGGGUUUACGGCCGGGAGAGAUGCCGAGAGCUACGGGAAGCCCUCAGACAGCAGGGAUGCAGGAGAGAUGGCAGUCCUCAAACUACACACGGCCGCUGAAAGUGGGAACGUGCCAAGGUCCGACUCCAGCAGCCACACACCGCUCCACGCGCAACUCCAGAAGUUCACCGUCUCUGCAGACAAGACUCUCUCCUGGCUCAAAGACAGCGUUGCGAUGGCCACUCAGAUCUGCAGUUUGGCCGGACCGAACGGUUUUGAAGCAGCCAAGAGGCGUCAGGCCUCACUGGAACAGGAUAUCCUGUCCAACAGAGCCAGGAUAGAGCUGGUCAAGAAGGAGGGUUACAGUCUGGUGAGGGCUCAGCAUCCGGGCAGCAUCAAGAUCCAGGAGUUUCUGAGUCAGCUGGAGGUUCUGUGGGACGAGCUGAAGAGAAGGCAUGAGAGGAACGGUCUGGUCCUGAAGGUCUCAGAGGAGCUAAAUUAUAGGGUGGUGCAGAUGCUGCAGUCUCUGGCCAGUCUUGAGGCGUGGUUGGAGGCGGUGGAGCUCUCCAUCAGACAGGCGUCUCUGGCUGGAGACCCCGAGUCCGUGAGCGUGGCAGAGCAAGAGAGCUGCCAGCUGGAGCAAGAGCUGGAGACCAGACGUCUGGAGCUGCAGAACCUCAGACAGGAAGUAGAUCAUCUGAGCAGUCAUAGACAUCUUCACACUCAGCUGCUUCCUGCACGCCUGAAGGAGGUGGAAAUGAAGUUCAGCAGUGUGCAGAUGGCACUGACCCAGCAGAGCUCAGAGCUGAAGGACACACGGAUGCUCACGGACUUCCUGGAGAAGCUGGAGCUCGAGGAAAGCCACUACAGCACCCUGGGACAGCCGCUGUGUGGUGAGCUUGACUCUGGACCGUCUCUUCUGGGCUUGCCCGUGAGCGGACAUGACCAGCCCCUGAUGGAAGCCAUUGGGAACCCUGUGAAGGAGCUCAGAGAAGCAGUGGAGAUGCUCAAUGACACGGCGCGGGAGAGAGGCCGCUCGCAGUCACAUGACCAGAGCAUCCAGGAGCUGUUCACCAGGCAUGCCAUGGUGUCAGCGCACGUGGAGCAGUGUCUGCAGCGCUGUGCGGAGCUCGCCGUAGAUGUGCUGGAGAUUGAAAGUGAGAUGGCUGUGAGAUGUGAGCCGGAUCGCUGUGGUCUGGAUGACCUGCAGGAGUACCAGGACCAGCUGGAGGCUGAAUACGGGGUCUUGAAGGAGGAGGUCGAGGCCAUGGUGAGUCUGGCGAGCUGUUUGUCAGACGUGUGUCCGGAGAGGAUGAACGCUGUAGGGACUGAGAUUCAGACCAGCCUGAACGCCUGGGACGAGCUCGGCAAAAGUGUGGCUGAAAACAAGAAGAGACUCCUGCAGUUUGGACACCUGCGCCAUUUCUUUAGGAACUACCUGGCAAUGAUCUCUUGGACAGAAGACACCCGCUCCUGCAUUUUCUCAGAAAGCGCUCUGCGUCAAAGCCGAGAGAACCAGGAGCCUCUGGUUGAGGUUCUGGAUCGGCAGAUAGAGCAGAAGUUCGAGGAGUUCGAUCAGCUCGCCAUGGCUGGAAAAAAACUCUUUGACGACGAGCAUCACCUCAACAAAAUGAUCAGAGAGAGGGUGGAGGAGUUGAGGAGCAUGCUGGGAUGGAUCCUGGUCCACUGGAGGGCUCAGAAGGAUCAGCUGUUGAGCAGACAGAAGACUGAAGAAGCUCAAACUGACGCUAUUUACUCCGAGGCCAUGGUCUGCAGCCCACAAACACAGGUGGAAGCCUCACCCAAGGUCUCUCAGAAGAGAACAGAAAGCAUCACAAGUGCUCCCCCUGGUGACAUGGAGGAUGGUUUGCAGCACAAUUAUGAAUAUGAGGUGAUGCAAAGUGUCAGUCCUAAAGGAAGCAGCGACAGCGGUCAUUUAGAGAGGCCGGAUUCACCGUACCUGGUGCUAAAGGAACCCAGUCCCUCAGCUUUAGGAGGCACCGUCAACCUCAUCCUUAGCUUCAGUAACUCUGGAGACACACAAAUCGAGGUACAGGCACCUGGCAUGGAAGAUGGUGUGCCGGUGUCCGAACCUGUGCACAGGCCUGCUGAGUCUCACUCUUCUGCCUGUAAAAGCUUUUGGAAGCGCUGCCAGGGGCUUUUUGGUAGUUUAAAGCGAAAGACAAAGAUUUAUCGACACAGUGCAGAAGAGGUAAGUACUUACUUGCAUGUUACGGAAAACAACACGGCAGUGUAUGAAAGUAUGGUGCUUCACCAAGACAAAGCUCCAAGGCCUUCCUCCUCCUCUCCGAGGACCCUGUAUAAUCUCUCCUCCCCUUGCACCUCCCCAUACUCCUCGUCCUCCAUCAAAGACACACUUCAGCAGGCCAACAACCUCCUGCCAAAGAAUGGCAACAUCUCAAUAUUUAGCAGCCUGAAGAGGAAGAGCAAGAAGGCCAGGAAGAAGAAAGAUGACCGUAGACACACCAUUCAGAAGAUCAUGGGAGAGGAUCCGUCAGAGGAGGCUGAUUUGCCACCCCCAGAGGAAAGGAAAAUCAAACAUGAGAUCUCCUUCUCAACUCACAUCUUUCUCCUAGACAGAAAUGAGAUCAAGUGA